GAAAUGAAGAUGAUAAACCAGAUGGUCAAUAUCCGUUAGAUAAGAACACCCCUCAAUCACUCUAUCUCCCAUGGCAGAUGAAACACUCUGAAUCUUAAACACAUUAAACUUUGGGUGAAAUCGAUUCAUCUCCCAAAUGGGUUUUGCUUCUUUCAACAGCGGGUGCGGUUGUUGCAGCGUCGGGUGGAAAUCUUCAAGUUUUCUAGGGUUUAAUUCAAGCAGCCCUAAUGGGGUCGCACCCACCAGCAGGUUUAAGCGAGUCAGAGUAGUUCGUCCCUCUGCAUCUGCAUCUGAUUCUUCUUCGGAACCACUUCUGGUGAGGGCGGCAAGAGGACUUCCGGUUAACCGACCGCCAGCAUGGAUGAUGCGACAGGCGGGGAGGUACAUGGCAAUUUACAGAAAACUUGCAGAGAAACAUCCAUCUUUUAGAGAGAGAUCAGAGACGACCGAUCUCAUUGUGGAAAUCUCAUUGCAGCCAUGGGAAGCUUUCCAUCCUGAUGGAGUUAUUAUAUUUUCCGACAUUCUUACCCCUUUACCCGCGUUCGGUGUUCCUUUUGACAUAGAAGAAGUGCGGGGCCCGGUUAUUCAAACUCCAAUUCGUUCUGAAGAAGGGUUGAAAGUAUUACAUCCGAUUGAUUUGGAUAAACUUAACUUUGUUGGCGAUUCCCUCAAGAUUCUUCGACAAGAGGUUGAUGGGAAAGCUGCGGUUUUGGGUUUUGUGGGUGCUCCGUGGACAAUCGCGACAUACAUCGUAGAAGGUGGCACUACCCGUACAUAUACAAAUAUAAAAAGCAUGUGCCAUACGGCCCCACACGUAUUACGGGCUCUUCUCUCACAUUUAACCGAAGCAAUAGCCGAAUAUGUUGUUUACCAAGUGAAAGCGGGUGCUCAUUGCGUACAAAUAUUCGAUUCUUGGGGUGGACAGUUGCCUCCACACAUGUGGGAGCUUUGGUCAAAGCCGUAUAUCAAUGAGAUUGUGGGUAUUGUAAAGAAGAAAUGCCCCGAUAUCCCGCUUGUACUUUACAUCAACGGGAAUGGUGGGUUGCUUGAAAAGAUGAAGGGAACAGGAGUUGAUGUGAUUGGACUGGAUUGGACGGUUGAUAUGGCUGAUGGAAGACGGAGGCUCGGUGAUGACAUCAGCAUACAAGGAAAUGUGGAUCCCGCUUAUUUGUUUUCGCCUCUUUCCGCCUUGACAGAUGAAAUCCACAGGGUUGUGAAGUGUGCUGGACCGAGGGGUCAUAUUCUGAACCUGGGCCAUGGUGUUCUUGUUGGAACUCCGGAGGAUGCUGUUGCGCGGUUCUUUGAUGUUGCUAGAAGCUUCAACUUUGAUUCUGUUGAGGAGAAAUCGAAAGUUGUCGUUUGAAUGCAGAGUGCGUUUUCUUGUAGGAAAAGCGUUGUUUCUCGGUUUUUGGUUGAGUUAGGUGUUUAUUUCAGGUUUUUGCAUUGCAGGCAUGAUAUCUUGAUCUACUUGUGUACUUCUAAAAGGAAGAAACAGAAAGUUGUAGUCUUUAUUUAUAAUUUAAUCAUGUAAUGGUGACAAAUAUAUUGAGCAUUUGUUAAUUAUUUGAAAUGAGCGAUGCUAAAUGUGUAUUAUUAAACUUAUGAUUUAAAUGAGAGCUGCAACUUUGACAUAAA
Messenger RNA from Helianthus annuus (common sunflower), 1635 nucleotides. Its product is annotated as uroporphyrinogen decarboxylase 1, chloroplastic. Gene Ontology annotation, biological process: porphyrin-containing compound biosynthetic process. The record is from RefSeq and is a predicted model, not a curated record. The transcript has 6 exons. Gene Ontology annotation, molecular function: uroporphyrinogen decarboxylase activity. NCBI's taxonomy places the organism in Eukaryota, Viridiplantae, Streptophyta, Magnoliopsida, Asterales, Asteraceae. The coding region runs from base 137 to 1363 and encodes 408 amino acids.